AUGGAAAGUAAACCAUUACCAUUAAUUGAUCCAGAAGAUGAAAUAGAUAAUUUAAAUUAUGAUAACUUAAGAAUAUAUGGCUAUAUAUUAUUAAUAUCAACUUAUGUAUUAUUUAUAAUUUCAAUUAAUUCAUUUUUUGAAUUAUGGAAAUUCAUAAUACAACCAUUAUACGGUGGAGAAAUGUAUUUUCAAUUAUAUACCAUAUUUAAAUUUAUAGAUGAUAUGAUAGUUAGAAUUUGGUGUAUUUAUAUUGUUUGUUGGUGGUGGGCCAUAAUAUCAUGGUGUGGACUUAAAUUAUUUAGACAUUCAAAAGGAAUUCAAGAUUAA
Messenger RNA from Insectozyma verbasci, 327 nucleotides. NCBI's taxonomy places the organism in Eukaryota, Fungi, Ascomycota, Pichiomycetes, Serinales, Debaryomycetaceae. The record is from the annotation of a GenBank genome assembly.